Messenger RNA from Bactrocera oleae (olive fruit fly), 621 nucleotides. The record is from RefSeq and is a predicted model, not a curated record. NCBI's taxonomy places the organism in Eukaryota, Metazoa, Arthropoda, Insecta, Diptera, Tephritidae.
AUUACGUUUGUAAUAAGAUACACUAGUUUGAAAUACCUAACAACAAAAUAAUAAAGAUACCUAUGUAUCUACAUAUAAAUGUAAAUAUGUGUAAAUCAUUAGAUGUAAAUAUGUUUUAAUCAAAUGUAAGUGCCUGUUUGACUUUGUAAAUAAGCAUUUUAAUUUUGCGACUUUAGUGCAGUUGAUAAAAUAGCGGUGAAUAGAACAAAAGCGCACCGAAAUCGAAGAAAAGGAGUUGAAAAUUUUAAUUUAAUCCAAACCAGGCACUUACUGUAUUUACAACAAAUACAAAAUGUCUAAUAAAGAAGAAAUAACACGAAAAACCACAAAACAUAUUCUGAAAUUAAACGCAAAGGAAAGACGUGAAUUCUUGGAUUCGUUUGAUCGCAUAUUCUCCGAUGUAGAUGGCGUAGUUUGGGCGCGUGAUGAAUACAUUCCACGUGCUGCGGAAGGGUUCAAAGCACUCUCGAACGCCGGUAAAAAAUUCAGCUUCGUAACGAACAAUGGCGUGCGGACGUUGAGUGAAUAUGCACAACGUUUCAAAGAGAUUGGCAUCGAAUUUAAUGCGAGCGAAUUCGUGUACCCCGCUAAGAGUGUUGUACAAUAUCUGAAUAGUAUUAA